GAGAAAGUAUUCACCGAGUGUACGGGUAAGCCUAAGGGCUAUCUCAAUAUGUCUGGAUUUUGGGAUUUUACCGACUUGGGCUUAGAAAUGGUUGAGGAGGGAGUAAUCGUGUCUGGAAACAUGACGUCUACGUGGAAGGUCGACCCAACAGAUCGCAUUGAGGGUGCUGCCAGCUUAUUUUACUUCGAUCGUGGCUCUUGGCAGCAAACCGUUAUCAAUAUGUUGGUAAGGGACUUCUGCAAGAGCAUGUAUGAAGAGAACCAAUUUUGGCAAAUGUACUGGACUGCGCACGCAACCAACAUGGAAGAUGUGAAAGACCAAUGUGUCAACUUCGGCACUACGCUGACUCUGGAAACUUAUCUCCUAGAUAUGAAAUUCCCCUUAGAUGUACCAAUACGCACUGGGCGGUACAAGAUUGUGGUUCAAAUGCAUGCAAUAGAUCGAGCUGGUGUAAGGCGCAAAAAUAGUAUUUGCUUUCAAAUUAGGGGCGAACUAAUGAAAGCUACUUAAAAUAUUGACAUAUUCUUUCAUCAUAUUAUUGAUUUUCAAGGUGCACUAU
Messenger RNA from Drosophila persimilis, 559 nucleotides. RefSeq lists its product as uncharacterized. The coding region runs from base 49 to 510 and encodes 153 amino acids. NCBI's taxonomy places the organism in Eukaryota, Metazoa, Arthropoda, Insecta, Diptera, Drosophilidae. The transcript has 3 exons. The record is from RefSeq and is a predicted model, not a curated record.